Echinostoma caproni is the source of this 549-nucleotide messenger RNA. The record is from the annotation of a GenBank genome assembly. NCBI's taxonomy places the organism in Eukaryota, Metazoa, Platyhelminthes, Trematoda, Plagiorchiida, Echinostomatidae.
GGACAAAUGGCCCAAUGGUCAAGUGAUCGAAUUUUGUACGCUGAUCCACCGACUACCCGUUCGGUCAAAUCAUCCGCACUGUCCUCCGCAACCGGUGUGGUGGUCGAUACUACAGAACAGCCAUGGCAUAUACGUCCUACUCAGCUAUACCGUAGUCAAUCUGGACAGGGUUCUGAAACCAAACAGACUCCUAGUCGAAAUGCUAGCGUUUCACGGUUCGAAGCAACCACGACACGGACCCGCGAUAUCCUCAUCCCAGUCUCAACUCGACCAUCUUUUCGGAGCAGCCAGUCACGUCCUCGUGUGCUUCGGGUGGACAGUUUUGGACAGCCAUUAGGCAAUAACGCCACGGAAAGUGCAUCAUCACGAUCGAAUCAAGAACCAAGUCAGGAACCGGCCAACACCGAUGAUAGAUCUCUUCCACCGUCUGGACGAGCGCAGAAUCCCCGUGGGCCGUGUAACCAGAUUAUCGCACCGCCUACUCGUGUCUUGUUGGCCAAACCGNUCGAGCGCCGUUGUCUCUCGUCCUUCGUCACAGGUUUUCGUUAA